ACGAGACCGUUCGUCGCAGAUGUCUUUCGUUCUAGAAAGCAAGAUGCUUCCAAAGAUGGGGCAGAAGACAAGAAGGCCGUAGAGGCCAAAGUCGCCGAAGUCCAGCGCCGGUUAGACGACCUCGGUAUCCAGAACGUUACCGCAGACCACAUCAAGGAGAUCAUGACGAAUGAAUAUGCCCAGGGCGACCCGGAAAAGACGGCCGACUUCAUCGACAUCGAGCAAAAAUCCUCAGCCGGCAUCAUUGUGCCCUACGACCCCCAAGUCCAUAUGGUUGGCGCCGAGAACCGCAAAUUUGUGACGUGCUACCUGGACACGCUCCUGUUCUCCAUGUUUGCCAAGAUGGAUGCCUUCGAAUGCAUAUUGAAGAACAAGUUCCCCCCCGAGGACAGCAGGAACAAGUUGGCCAACCUGUUGCGAUUAUGGGUCAACAUGCUUAGGACAGGGAAAUUGAUACAUACAGACCUGACGGAGCUCAUACAGGAGACACUUGCUGAGUGUGGGUGGGCAGACGCCCGUGAAUUGGAGCAACAAGACACGUCGGAGGCGUUCGCUUUCAUCACGGAGACGUUGCAGCUGCCGCUUCUUACCUUGCAAGUCGAUCUCUUUCACCAUGGUAAAAGGGACAAGGACGACCACAAGGUCGUGUACGAAAGACUUCUCAACCUCGCCGUGCCCCCCGACCCGGAGGGAAGGGGAAUCAGACUCGAAGACUGCCUUGAAGACUACUUCAAUACCCAGGUCGACGUGAUGCGGGAUAGUGUCGAGCCUAAGAAGUCGGUACUCGAUGAGUUGCGUCACGAGGGCAGGCCGUCCCUGCUUGCCCACCACGGUUCGAGUAUGAGCAAAGAUGAAGCGAGCACAACGGCAGCGUCGCUCGUGUCCACGGACUCGCCAACGUCACUCAACGGCCAUGCCAAGCCAGACGACGACAACGAGGCCCAUACACAGCGGGCCCAUCCAGACCUGCACCGCAGCACCACGUGGGAUACUCCGCCGUCGCGGUCUGGAAAAGAGACGGCAGAGGGGGGGCUCUCCAACCACCCACGAGCCACACGACACCGAUCAGCAAGCGUCAUACAGAGCGUCGUCAUCGACGAGUCCGGGCACCCAUCUGCUGUUGAGGGGCCAGCAACAGCACGACACAAAUCCAAGUGGAAUCGGUCAACUGUAGUCAAGGCCGUCACCAUACCGGCGUGGCAGUUUUUCAAACUUAUCCCCUGGCAUGCGGUCUCCAGCACUGAGCCCAAGAACAACCUGGAGGUUGCCAUGAACUUUGACCAACGACCUGUCGUUGGCAUCUGUCUCAAGCGCUAUCUCGUGACUGAAUCCGGGCAACCCCAGAGGCACAACACGUACAUAGAUAUCCCCGACAGCCUGCGCCUGCCGCGCUUCAUGCUCGCCGGCGGAUCUGGCUCCGGCCACGAGGAUAGGGAUGGCCCGGUUCUGGACACCGAGUACAAACUCGUACUCCAAUCGGUCAUCUGUCACCGGGGCGAUAAUCUGCAGUGUGGGCACUACUUCUCGUUUGCCCGAGUAGCACCGAGGGUUCUCACCGACAACAGACGGCUCGACAUCGACCCGCCCCCCGAUUACGAGGAGGCGCAGUGGGUCAAGUUUGACGACCUUGAAGUCGACCAGGGGCGCGUCACCUACGUCGAGAACAUCAAGCAGGCACUGAAGGAGGCGAUGCCGUACCUGCUCUUCUACCAGGUGGUCCCCAUGGUGGAUGCGCCGUCUAGCGACGGCACGGCACCUGAACCUCCAUCGUAUGACGACUUCCGGGCCGAAGUCGCCAACCUGGACGGCAGCAAGGAUAUCACCAAGAAUGGCGACGUCCCGCCUGCCGCGUCCUCGGAUACUCUCCAGAGCCCGACAAGUAAGCCGCCCAGCAUACGCUUCUCGACCGAGAUGGAACGGCGAAGCAAGAGCUCCGACAUGACGACGGCGGCAGGUGGGCAGUCGCUGUUCACCGGCCUGCUGGGCCAGAUAGAGUCGCGGCGUCAGAGCAUGAACCUGACGGACUCGGCGGCAGCGACGCCGGCGCGGACCCCCGAGUGGCAGCAGUCGCCCCUGGCCGGCCCGGUGGACGAGACGACGGCAUCGCGGCUGUCCAGGGCGGCGGCCCGUUUCAAGGGGCGCCAGAGCCGACCGCCCAGCCAGUCAGGCGAGAACCGCGUGAGCAGCGCCAUGAGCCGCGUGGCCGGGCUCAUGAUACGCCCGAGCCGCGACAGCCUGAGCAAGGACGGGGCCAUGGCGGAGCCUCCGGCCCUGAGCAUCUCCAAGUCCGGGUCAAUCAACGGCCGUCUGAGCGCCAGCAUGGACGAGUCCAGGGCAAACAGCACUGAGUCCGUCGUCCCCUACGAGGAAGACAAGGCCACACCUACCGCUGCCGAUGCCGGCGCCGGCGCUCCUCCCGCCCCGGUCACCGCCCCCCCCUCAGCAGCAUCUACCAGGCCAUCGUCCCGGCAGGGAGCCGCUCACAAGAACGGCCACACGAGGAACAAGUCUACUCAAAAGGACAAGGAUAAAGAAAAGGCGGCGGGUAAACGCAAAGCUGUGUCUCACCAGCCAGAGAGGGAGUGUACCGUCAUGUAA
Messenger RNA from Geosmithia morbida, 2598 nucleotides. RefSeq names its product Ubiquitin carboxyl-terminal hydrolase. NCBI's taxonomy places the organism in Eukaryota, Fungi, Ascomycota, Sordariomycetes, Hypocreales, Bionectriaceae. Gene Ontology annotation, molecular function: cysteine-type endopeptidase activity; cysteine-type deubiquitinase activity. The transcript is spliced from 4 exons. The annotation marks the transcript as partial. The record is from RefSeq and is a predicted model, not a curated record. Gene Ontology annotation, cellular component: nucleus; cytosol. Gene Ontology annotation, biological process: protein deubiquitination.